Molecule: messenger RNA, 1292 nt
Organism: Ciona intestinalis (vase tunicate)
Lineage: Eukaryota; Metazoa; Chordata; Ascidiacea; Phlebobranchia; Cionidae
Source: RefSeq
GUGGCUGUGACGUCAUAGUUAAAACUUCCGCCGAAAAAUUGUUAAAGAUUUUAGGUUUUUGUUAGUUAGGUUAAUUCGGCAGUUUGUUAAUUUGAAUCCAAAAUAUUUAAACUAACGUCAUGUCCACGAGAGCAGAGAGGGAAAAACAAACAAAUCAAAACGAAAGACACAAAAAUAUUUUGGCAAAGUUUCUCGCGAAAGAAGAAAAUAAAUUUUGUGCGGAUUGUUUGGCAAAAGGACCACGCUGGGUGUCGUGGAACCUCGGGGUUCUUCUUUGCAUCCGAUGUUCGGGGAUCCACCGUAGUUUGGGGGUUCAUAUCUCGAAGGUGAAGUCGGUCAACCUUGACACGUGGACCAACGAGCAAAUGAUUAAAGUUUGCAGUCGAGGAAACGGUUGGGGUCGCGAUUAUUACGAAGCAAAUUUACCGACGGGUCAUAAAAGACCCAACACCGACUCGAGUCUGGAAUAUUUCAUCCGAGAUAAAUACGAACGGAAGAAAUAUUUGUCGUCGUCGGAUAUUCCGCUUCGUUCCAUUGAGGAAUACGGGAUAACAGGGGAAAGUAGGGAAGUCCCCAAAAAGAAGAAAGAAGUCGGCAAAAUAUCGGCCCCAAUAUCGAAUUGGAAAACUUCACCGACACCUCGACCCCACAAACCAACCAACAUGUCACAAGAUCAACAACCCCAAAUGGGGAUUCCCCAACAACCCAUGGGUUACCAUGGUUACCAACAACAAGCGACCAUGCCAACUUAUCAACAAAACUAUCAACAACAACAUUGGACACAACAACAACAACAACAGCAGUUACAGCAUCAGAUGCACACGUUGAACAUCGGCAACACUGGAAUGCGAUCCCACAGCUCGAUGCCGCAGAUGCAUGGUGCAGGGGGAUUCACCCAGUACCCCCCUAACCCCCUAACAUCUAGCCAACCCUCGUUAAUGGGGCUUGACCCCACUAUGGGGUCGUGGGGUAAUGGGGGAAUCCCCAUGGGUCAAACCUUGAGCAACCAACUGUGGAAAUGAUGGAGCAACCCCUGUAUUUACCCCGGACCCCGCCCCCCCCCGCACAACCCUAUUAAACCCCGCUCACAACCCCUCUCUAUCAUUGAACAUUCCCCCAUUUUAUAUUUAUUGUUUUUAGUGCAUAAUCACCAUUAUGACAUCAUUGAGGUUUUAACAAUAGAUUGCUUGGUGUAUUGUGACGUCAUAUUUGAUAUUUAUUUGUAGCUCAUUGUUUGUUGGCGGAUCCUAUUAUGAUGUCAUAGGCAAUAGAAUAAACUCAUUGUUACGUCA